Molecule: messenger RNA, 594 nt
Organism: Egretta garzetta (little egret)
Lineage: Eukaryota; Metazoa; Chordata; Aves; Pelecaniformes; Ardeidae
Product: myosin-2-like
Exons: 2
Coding region: 1-594 (197 amino acids)
Cellular component (GO): myosin complex
Molecular function (GO): actin filament binding; ATP binding; cytoskeletal motor activity
Source: RefSeq, a predicted model, not a curated record
AUGUCGUCAGACUCUGAGAUGGCCAUCUUUGGGGAGGCAGCCCCUUACCUCCGAAAGUCAGAGAAGGAGAGAAUCGAGGCCCAGAACAAGCCUUUCGAUGCCAAGACAUCCGUCUUUGUGGUGCAUCCUAAGGAAUCCUUUGUGAAAGGAACAAUCCAGAGCAAAGAAUCAGGGAAGGUCACCGUCAAGACUGAAGGUGGAGAAACCCUGACCGUGAAGGAUGAUCAGGUCUUUCCCAUGAACCCUCCCAAGUACGAUAAAAUCGAGGACAUGGCCAUGAUGACCCACCUCCACGAACCCGCUGUGCUGUACAACCUCAAAGAGCGUUACGCAGCCUGGAUGAUCUAUGUAAGUACCAGCAGCAGUCUUCCUUUGGGUAGCUGGAGGAACUGCUCUGCCAGGCUACGUGGAAGCCAACGUGCUGCCUCCCUUCCUCGCAGACCUACUCGGGUCUCUUCUGCGUCACUGUCAACCCCUACAAGUGGCUGCCGGUGUACAACCCGGAGGUGGUGUUGGCCUACCGAGGCAAGAAGCGCCAGGAGGCCCCUCCACACAUCUUCUCCAUCUCUGACAAUGCCUAUCAGUUCAUGCUGA